Messenger RNA from Zasmidium cellare ATCC 36951, 456 nucleotides. RefSeq lists its product as uncharacterized. NCBI's taxonomy places the organism in Eukaryota, Fungi, Ascomycota, Dothideomycetes, Mycosphaerellales, Mycosphaerellaceae. Bases 1 to 456 code for a protein of 151 amino acids. The record is from RefSeq and is a predicted model, not a curated record. Gene Ontology annotation, cellular component: extracellular region. The transcript has 3 exons.
AUGUCCUCGAGUAGCGAUUCUUUACAAUUCGCAGUUCUGAACAGCACCAACAUCUACCGCCAACACUACGAAGCACAAAACGUUACCUGGAACUCAACACUAGCCAACUACGCACAGAACUACGCCAAAAACUGCGUAUGGAAACACUCAGGCGGUCCUUAUGGCGAGAAUCUAGCCGCAAACUUCGAAUCCCCCACCCUGGCAAUCGACGCCUGGGCCAACGAAGAAAGCGAGUACAGCUACGACGACCGCAAGUUCACGGAGAAAACGGGGCAUUUCACGCAAUUGGUCUGGCAGAAUACGACGUCUGUUGGAUGUGGUCUGGUGCAAUGUGAUAAUGACGCUGAGAAUGGCGUGAAGGGUGCUUAUCUGGUGUGCGAAUACAGUCCGCGAGGGAAUGUGAAGGGUCAGUUUGGAUGCAUGGAAACGUGGAUAAAUCAUGCUGGUCUUGACUAG